Alternaria rosae is the source of this 1056-nucleotide messenger RNA. Its product is annotated as EthD domain-containing protein. NCBI's taxonomy places the organism in Eukaryota, Fungi, Ascomycota, Dothideomycetes, Pleosporales, Pleosporaceae. The record is from RefSeq and is a predicted model, not a curated record. The transcript has 2 exons. Bases 278 to 703 code for a protein of 141 amino acids. Gene Ontology annotation, molecular function: oxidoreductase activity.
UUGAUAUCCGUGCAAGGCUUCGACACGGUCAAUGUGUGUUGUAGUCCCACCCAUAGGGCAUCGUUGUCCAUUGAAGAUAAGCAGAUCUCAUCUAGCUCCUGAGAAGCCGUGUGUGAUUUGUUGACUCGGACAAGCCCCAGGCCGCUUCUUCUCUGCCACAAACUUCAGCUUUUCCAUUGUCCACAGCAUCCUACUACCACACGCACCUCAUCUUCUUUUUGUCAUAAUCCUUAGAUCGAAAAGCAAAGAUUUGCUGCCGACACUCCGAAAAGACACCAUGACAGUAUCAGUUCUUUGUUUCUAUUCCCGUCGCCCAGAAGUCACCCCGGAGCAUUUCCAGUCGUACAUGGAGGAAAACCAUCUGCCUUUGAUCAAGGAGGUCUUCGAGAUGCAUCCCCCGCAGUCUUACAGGUUGCGCUAUGUAGUACGCGUCAAGACUGGAGCUGGAGACCGACUGGGCGCUGUCACAUCAAGCAGAGCAAAAGCGGAUCCAGAUGCGCCAGUUGUACUUGUCGGGUCUCCUCAGGAUAUGGAUUGGGAUGCAGUAGGAGAGAUGGUAUUUCGGGAUGAGCUGCACAUCCAGCAGUGUCUGUCCAUAAUGAACGGCCCCGGUGGGCAGCGAAUAAAAGAGGACGAGGAAACUAUUGCGAUACCGGAGAAGACCCGCGUAGUACUGACGGCUGGGGACAACCUGUUCAUCUGAGCCGGGCACGCGCAGGCGAACUUCAAGAGAGGACAGUAAAAUUCAAGGGUAGAUCGACGGGCAAGAGGACAAAUGCCACCGGGUGGCGUUUGAGAAGCAAGGGGUCCUCCAAAAGCAUGGAAGAUCAUCGAGACCGAGACUGCACAAUGUUCCUGUUUGUGCCAUCUACGUGGAAAACGUGACGACAACUGGGAUACCGAACGAGAGGCAUAUACCAUACCAUAGACAGUUGCAGACUGAUAGAGAAUGACUAUCAAUUUCGAAAGCCAGGGAGUUGUCAAUGAGCUGCGUUCGCUGCACUUGUCGACGGCUGGCUGUUCCGGUUAUCUCAACGAUACGCCAUCAAUGCGCUU